GUAAACAUUUUGAAGUGAAGCAAAUGCUUUAGUUGAGUUCAUUUUUUGUGGUGUCGCUUCCGUCGAGUGGCUCAACAUACCAUGCUUUCAAGAGAGAUCAUUAAAGCUGAGAAAGCAGGAGAAGUCUUUAAUCCGGAUUAUCUGCGUGAAGCGAUACAAGUAAAGACACCAUGGAUUCGAAAUGCCCUUACAGAAUUCUUCGGCAGUUUUGUAAUGCUGUUUAUUGGCAUUGGUAUUGUGAUGCAGUUUGUAUUAUCCGACGAGAAAUUGAAUACAUGGAUACAGAUAAACGUCGGAUGGGGAUUUGCUAUAGCUUUUACGGCAUACAUCGGAUCGAAAACGUCAGGUGGGCAUUAUAAUCCUGCCGUAUCUUGGGCAAUGGUCACAUUCGGUAAACUUUCCGUGUGGGAAUUCCUCAUAUACUGUGUUGUGCAAACAUUGGGCGCAUUCAUGGGAUCAAUCGCCGCUUUUGGAAUUUACUAUCAUCAAUUCCUCAAUUUCGAAGGACCAGAACAUAAGAUUGUUGGUGAAAAAGCGACGGCAUCAUGUUUCUGCUCAUUCCCAGCUCAUUAUGUAGGAAAUCUAACGUGCUUCUUCGAUCAGAUUGGCGGUACAGCAUUGCUGGUGCUAUUCGUAGCUGCAAUAAUUGACAGGCGCAAUAAAAUUCCAGAAAGUGCACAUCCUUUUCUGUUUGGAUGCGUAUUGAUGAUGAUAGGUUGCGCUUAUGGCAUGAAUCUUGGUUAUCCUAUUAAUCCAGCGAGGGACUUGGGACCAAGAAUUUUCGCUUCUUUUAUUUACGGCAGUGAAGUCUUUACGUAUCAUAACUACUAUUUCUGGAUACCUAUAGUCGCACCCUUCUUUGACGAUGAUGAUGAGGAAGAAUCAAGUGUUGAAGAAAUUCCACGUGCUCAGCGAGUGAUGUGGCACUCUGCCGAAAAGUAG
Messenger RNA from Cylicocyclus nassatus, 942 nucleotides. The record is from the annotation of a GenBank genome assembly. NCBI's taxonomy places the organism in Eukaryota, Metazoa, Nematoda, Chromadorea, Rhabditida, Strongylidae.